Molecule: messenger RNA, 1656 nt
Organism: Chlamydomonas reinhardtii
Lineage: Eukaryota; Viridiplantae; Chlorophyta; Chlorophyceae; Chlamydomonadales; Chlamydomonadaceae
Exons: 9
Coding region: 34-933 (299 amino acids)
Source: RefSeq, a predicted model, not a curated record
GAAGUAGUCAGAAAGGGAGAAAUGGCUUCAGAGAUGGCCCACGCGGCCCAAUGCGACCCGAAUUUCAUUAUCGAGCUCGCGGUUGGGCCUCCCUUCCCGCAGCUGGUGCCGCAAAAGGAAGGCUCCGGCCUGGUUAUCGGGCGUCAGUUCGUCCCCGCAGGCAAACCGAAGCGGUUUGUGAUGAAGAAGGCUCACCUGUCAAAGGACGACUUCCGUGUCUGGGACGAGCACGGCCGCCUGGUCGCCGUUCAGUGCCACUUCGGCAAGAACCCCUACAACAGCCUGGACCCUCUGGGCCUGAGCAACACCGUCAAUGCGCACAACAACAAGUUGGGCGAGUGGGAGAGCGUGUGCCAGCUGAGCGGCUAUGCGGGCAUGCCCCCCCUCAAGAUCCGGCCCAAGACCAUGUCCAUGCACGGCCGCCAGUACAUCCAGGACGCCAGCGGCCACCAGACGUUUGCCAACGUGGGCAAGGAGUCCCGCCUCAAGAGCAUGAGCAUCCGCCACAACCUGGCGGUGCGGCGCGGCAAUGGCAAGGACGUGAUCUACAGGGUGCUGGUGGACCUGUACGGCCGCACCAUGCAGAUUGUCAACCCUGAGGGCCAGCUGGUGGCGGUGGCGGUCAAGAGCGUGGAGGCGCUGAUCAAAACGGUGGCUUUCGGCUCCGGCAGUGAGCUGUUCGUAGACGUUGCGCCCGGGGCGGACUGGACGGCCAUCCUGGCGGUGGUGCUGGGAAUCAAGCAGGUGGGCGCGCACUUCGUGAAGGACGCCGUGAGCAACUUCGUGACGCAGCCGCUGACCAACGCCGCCGUGGACGGGGUGGUGGAUGCCACGGGGCUCGGCGCCACGGCGGCGGCGGCGGGGCACCAGCUGGACGGCGGCGUGCACGUGGUGCAGCAGAUGCAGAUGAUCUGGAACACCUUCUACCACUGACAGCACUCAUAGCAACAUGUCUGAGGAGCACAGCAGCAGGGGCCAGUCGCCCGGGAAUACAGAGAAAGGGAGGCGGCCCAGCGCUUGCAAGAAAGUGCUUCCCGGGGGCGGCCCCGUGGGGCGACCGUUGCUGGUGCUGCUGGGUGCGGCUGCGGCGUCAAGUCGUACGGUGCUUCGAGGCGCAGGAGAAUGCUUUGUGAACCCAAACUGGCGGAGUGUCCUAUGCUACCCAGCUUGUACAUGCUAGCGGGCGGUGUGGCCGUGGGGGGCUUAGGAUGCGUGCACGGAGGCCGCGUGCGGGUGUGAUUGUGAGCAUGGUUGGAUGUAAAUGGUGAGCCCGAUGUGACAGCAUGUGACACAAGUAAGGAUGUGGCAUGCUGUUAUGAUGAUAGGGGAGCGCGCCUGUGACAUGAUGUUUGCCUGGCGCUCCGGCGCUAACUUCCCAAGUGAGCGGUGGAUUCCCACCACCGCCGUGACGCAUUCGGAUGCACGUGUGGACGCAGGCAAGUCACGAGGCCCCUGGACUGAAAGCCAUUGUGCAUGGCGGUGACUGCUUGGUGACUGUGCCCAUAACUGUGACGACACAAGGCCUGACCGCCCAAGUAAUUGUCUAUACUUCCGUUCCAUUGACCCACGCGUCAGCGCCCAGCAGUUGACCGCCUGGCCGCUGUGCCUGACGGCCCUGACCGGAGUCACCGGAACCACCAGCACACGCCGGCUCCU